AUGUUUCCACUCAAUUUUCAUUACGAAGAUGUAUCACGUCAAGAUCCGUUGCUCAAACCGAAUCACGCCAACGUUAUGGAAGUUCCUGGAUCGUGUGAAAUAAGAGUAGUACCAAAGGCACCCUAUAAUUUCAUAAUAAAAAAUGGAAAAUUGGCUAUGGAGAUUCCGCGCGGUCAGAAAUUCAUACAGACACAAAGGGGUUCGACAGGAAAGUCCUUUCGAUCUAAUCCAUUCUUGGGGUCAAAUAAAGACAAAGGAUAUGUAAGUGACCUAGCACGACAAAGCACUCUCCGAGGGCAUGGAAUGUCUAAUUUUUCGGUCAGAAUCUCGACAGUAAUGUCUCUGUUAGAUUUUCCGGUCGAAAUACGGAAAAACUCCAUUCAAUUCUCGAUGGAAACGGAGUUUUGCGAAUUCUCCCCGGAACUGGAAGAUCAUUUCGAGAUCUUCGAACAUAUUAGAGGGUUCAAUGUGACUAUUGUCACUUCGGCCAACACACAAGAUGAGACUUUACCACUGUGGAGCGGCUUUUUGCAAAAAGAUGAGGGGGAAACUCAGUAA
Brassica napus (rape) is the source of this 558-nucleotide messenger RNA. The record is from the annotation of a RefSeq genome assembly. NCBI's taxonomy places the organism in Eukaryota, Viridiplantae, Streptophyta, Magnoliopsida, Brassicales, Brassicaceae.